Messenger RNA from Nematolebias whitei (Rio pearlfish), 4197 nucleotides. RefSeq names its product midasin. NCBI's taxonomy places the organism in Eukaryota, Metazoa, Chordata, Actinopteri, Cyprinodontiformes, Rivulidae. The coding region runs from base 1 to 4197 and encodes 1398 amino acids. Gene Ontology annotation, cellular component: preribosome, large subunit precursor. The transcript has 23 exons. The record is from RefSeq and is a predicted model, not a curated record. Gene Ontology annotation, biological process: rRNA processing; ribosomal large subunit assembly.
AUGACAGAGCGCUUAGCUGUGCUGGAGACGGUGGCUGACUGCGCCUCUCGCCUCAGACUCCUGAGUGGUGCGCUUGAUGUUAGCAGCGUGGGGCAGGUUAGCUCUUCAGGUCUGCUUCGACUUCAGAAGGCCACACUCAGCCUGGACAUCAAGGAGUGCCUCCUUGAAGCAUGGGGUCUGGUUCUGUUGGCAAACAACCAGCCGGAUCCACAGAACACUGGGCUCCUGGACAAGCUGGUGUCUAAAGUGGAUCAGCAGCAGUCUCACAUGACGUUUCAAGGUCUCCUGGAGGUCUGUUCCAUGGUUGAGGAAGACGAAGCAGCAGGGGGAGUCCUCAUGACUCGACAGGAGCGGCUCCAGCUCAGCCGCAGGACUCGGCUUUGGCCUCUAAUGGAGGAAGUAGCUGUUCUCAACCAGCUGCGCCUCAGUGCGGACCUGCUGCUGCUGUCUCUGGGUCCGAGGGACCAGAAGGUCAAGGAUCGUCUACAACAGGAACUCUCCAGACACCUUGGUUACUGCCUUCAGAACACACCGAUGAACGUAGAACGGCUCAGGUCCUUGUUCUUCCUGCUGAGCGGCCACACGCUGGUUGAAGAGUUGUCUCUGGUGUGGUGUGAGCUGCUGUCAGAGACCCUGACUACCCUUUGGACCUGCAGCGUCACCUCACAUCCUGACCGCUGGCUCCGAUGGGACCCUGUGAGUCCAGAGAACCAGCCAGAUCCAAAGCAGCACUCGGGAGCAGCUAACUUGGGUCCAGCCUUGUUGAGCAAAGCGGUGUGGUCCCAUUGCAUGCUGGGAGUUCUGAGUAGCAGUGUAACUGGUGGCUGGGAACCCAGUGGUGCAGGUCUCAGCUCCUUGUCCCAUGGGAGUCUUGGGGAGUGGAAGGAGAGGAUCCAGCAGCUGCAGGAUGUUUCUGAGGUGUUGUGGGAAAACAUGGCCAUCCCUGCUUGGGCUGAAUUUAGGGUUUCAGACUUGAGGCUCCAGGGAGCAGUUCUGGUUCAGCAGCUUCAGAGCCUGAGCAGCCUGCUACCUGUAAGCCUUCAGGAGAGCUACCUGAAGAACUGCAGGAGCCUGCUGGAGGACACAAACCCUGUCGGUGCUGCACAGAAGAUCCAGAUGGUUCUCAGAGACCUUCCAGCUCCAGGUCUGCUGCCUGACGGUGUAGUGGAGGCUCUCGGUACCUGUCUGCAGCAAUACAUCCAAGGCAAAGGUCAAGACUCCAAGUCGCUGGCUGGUUCUGGACUCUUCUGGGUCAACAUGGGCUUGGUACAGAUCCAGCUGUGGACCCCUCAAACCAUCUUUGACCCAGCUGUGAAGAGAGCAUACAAACUCAACUAUGCUCAGCAGGAGCUGGCUCUGCUGAAGGAGGAGUGGAGAGCACGCAACUUAUCCUGUCAGCUGACGACUGGAGCAGAGCUGGAGAAAGGAAGUACCACUGAUCGUUUCCAGCAUCCUCGGAUCAGGUACCUGUGGGUCCGAAUGCAGCUGAUGAAGGAGCAGAUAGACGAGCUCUCCAGGAAACAGGCCUAUCGUCCACAGGCACCACAAUAUGGCCGACUCUUUCAGGAUCUCCAGCAUUACCUCUGCAGUGUUGGACAGAAGGCAGCGAUCCAGGAGCUGCUGUCCCACCUGCUCAAGGUCCUGCAGGGCUUUCCCCAAUCUUCCAAAUCCAAGUCAGCAGUCCAGGCCCUCCUGAAAGAGGAGGCUGUGUGGCAGAACUCCCAGCAGCGCUUCUGCCAAAAACUAAUGGAGGACUACUCAUUGUAUCCUGAUGUGGUGGACCCAAUCAGAACUGGCAUCCUCCAGCUGCGGCAUGGCAUGAGGCUUGUGGCCUCUCAGGUGGCUACCUCUCUGACACCUCUACCAGAUCUGUCCAAGCUGGUGUCCUGCCUACUGUCGUACCCCUCGGUGUCCCCCAGCCUUCCCUCCUAUCUCGCUCGAGCGGACUUUUUGUGCUCCAGGGCUUGUAUUUAUGUUCUGCACAGACUCGUGGAGCUCCUACCUCAUCAGAGCCCUGACCUCAUCCUCCCUCAGUCCUCCGCUCUGUUAGUAAAUGGACUGCUGUAUGUUCAGUGCCACGCCCUGUCAGUUGGAGAGUUUGGUCCUGAGACAUGCAGCCUCUUCAGACACAUCUGUCAGGCUCUGGUAAACGAGUGGGAUGAACAAGAGAGGCAGAAGAGAGAAAAGGAGCAGCUGGAAGCCAGUUUGUUUCUUAACCGCAGCCAAACGCACGGCUCUGGACUGACAGAGGACGAGCAGGAGGAGAAGGACUUCAGGCUCCAGUUCCCUCAGUUCAGCACGGACUUUGCAGAUAUCCUGUCCCAAAAUAGUUUGGAAGGUCCUGCAGACGCCCAACUAAAACCCGAGGACAGAGCCCCACAGGAGGCCUCUGUGGUGGGCUCUGUGUCUCAGUCUGCCAUAAACACACUGGUCCAGGUUCACCAGCGCAUAUGCCUGGGGUACGCCCGGUCACUGUGGUACCAGAGCACAGCACCAGCAGUUCAAAUUCAAGAACACCUUCAAGCCCUGAUGUCAUCUUAUCAGAUUUUAUCCCCUGUGAUGUCUCACUUCUAUCAUCUGAUUGAUUCUGCGUUGGACCAGCAGCUGGCAGGCAGCGGUCUGCUGCUUUCUGCUGUCCUGCAGAACAUUGUGCAAGGCUCAAGAGGAGCUGAAGAGCUGGUGGUCACUUCUGAAGGACCGUACGACUUCUAUCAGCAGCCCAACAUGUCUGAGGCCAGACUCUGUUUGCCGGUUCUGGAACAGCUGAGUGAGGCAGUGGUGCAGAGACUGGAGGACUGGCCUGAACACCCUGCCCUCAUACAGCUGACUAAAGUCAUCGAGAGGAUCCUGGCUUUUAGUCUGGACAGUCCACUUGCAAAGUUUCUGAAUGGUUUGGAGAUCCUGCUCAGUAAAGCACAGGACUGGGAGAAUAACGCCAGCCGAUCAGUUUCUCUACGGAAAGAACUGGAACCAGUCACACAGACAAUUAUCCAGUGGCGCAAACUGGAGCUGAAUUGCUGGUCCAACAGUCUGGACAACACAAUGAAGCGACACACUGAGAGAUCAACCAAACACUGGUUCUCCAUCUACCAGUUGCUAGAGAAGUAUCUAGAAGAAGCGAGGGAGGAGGCAAAUACAGUGUCCUCUACUCUCCAAGCCUUCAUGGAGGGCUCUACUGUGGGAGAGUUCAGCACCCGCCUGAGAAUGCUGCUCAGCUUCCACUGUCACCUCCUGCUGGCCCCCAACCAACCUGGACGAGAAUCUCUGUCCAGUCUCCUCUGGAAUCUCCAUGAAUACUACAGCCAGUUCUCCGAAAGCAUUCAGGCCAAGAUCACUCAGCUCAGACAGCCUGUUGAGAAGGAACUUAAGGACUUUGUCAAGAUCUCCAAGUGGAAUGAUGUCAGUUUCUGGUCCAUCAAGCAGUCAGUGGAAAAGACCCAUCGGACCCUCUUUAAGUUUUUAAAGAAAUUUGAGGAGGCUCUGAAUAGUCCAAGUCUUCCUGCUCUGGUAGAACAAGGAAGAGACGCAGGCGUAGACAGUGUGGAUGCUAACUUGGAAGAAAGUCCCCUCCAACAGAUUCACCGGGUCCUGAAGAACAUCCCACCAGGAACAGGCCGAGAUCUGCAGAUACAGAAUGGCGGUCCAGAUGAAGGAGUUGAAGCCUCUUCCUUACAGGCACGUCUGCCUGUUCUUUCCCGCAAAAUGAAAAAGAUCUGUAACCAGGUGCUGAAGCAAAACCAAGUGCCUGAGCUGUCUGAAGAUCUGGACUACUUUACAGGUCAAGUAGUCAGCAACCUGCAGGAGCUGCAAAGUCUCACUGCAGACCCAACAGCUGAUAAAGAAAAGCAGAAGACUGAGUUCAAGCACAUCCAGCAGCAGAAGCAGAGAGCGCUGUCAGAUCUGUUCAAGAUGCUUUCUGAAAUGGGUUUGUCAUAUCGUAAGGGCCUGAUGUGGAACAGAACAGCAGAUUCAGAGACCCCCCUGUGUCUGCAGCCCCUGGACAUCACCACUGCUCUCUCUGCUGUGAAGAACCAGGAGCCAGCUGAGAGCAUGUUGUUUACAGAGUUAAAGACUGCAUGGCAUGGAUGCCAGAAAUAUUUCUACCGUUCGUGGGCCAGGAAAACAGCCCUGCAGACGGCUCUCCAACAUGCAGCAAAGGUCACACGCUUGUCAUUUUUACACGAGAAGCAUAAAUGA